AUGUCUGACAACAAGAAACUGUUGGCCUUGCUUCAACGCCCUUCAGAACCCACGUUCUUCCCGAAGGAUGGCGGCAAAACGUUGGUGGACCUACCGGAAGAGUAUCUCACCGAGCGGUACCGUCCGAUCGGUGCGUCUCUGCAGACCCGCUUCUCUAGCGAAGCGGACACGCGCAUUCCCGUACGAGCCCUGCCCACGCCGGACCUUGCGUUUGCCGAGGCACUGCCACGCCGGGGCAAUUUCUCGCUCUUCAUCCCAAAGCAUCGCCAGAUCGCCGGCGAGCUGAUUGCGCUCUUCCUGAACCAACCAAACGUGGAUGCGCUCAUGAGUGCGGGAUCGUACGCCCGGGACCGUUUGAACCCGAUCCUGUUCCAGUACGCCAUGUCGGUGGCGAUCCAGCACCGGGAGGACACGAAGAACCUGAACAUCCCAACGUUCCUCGAGCUGUUCCCGGAUUCGUUUAUCGAUCCAUCAACGUUUCCGAAGCUGCGCGAAGAGGGUUCGGCCGUCCUGCAGAAGGACCGCAUCACGGUAGACAUACAAAUGAACUACACGGCCUCGGAUCGCGAAGAAGAGCAACGAAUGGCGUACUUCCGGGAGGACAUCGGAGUGAAUCUCCAUCACUGGCACUGGCAUCUGGUGUACCCGGGCGAGGGUCCCGACCGUGUCGUUAACAAGGAUCGUCGUGGAGAGCUGUUUUACUACAUGCACCAGCAGCUGAUCGCUCGCUACAAUGUCGAUCGCUUCUGUAACCGUUUGGCGCGGGUGCGUCCACUGACAAGUCUACGCGAGCCAAUUCCCGAGGGAUACUUCCCGAAACUUAUUCGAAGCUUCACCAACCGUGCAUUCCCUGCCCGGCCUCAGAACCAUGUGUUGCGGGAUUUGAAUCGCAUUGAGGACGACGUGGUACUCUCGAUCAGUGAUCUGGAACGCUGGGGAAGCCGCAUAGCCGAGAGCAUCGAUGGUGGUUACGUGGUGGGCCCCGGUGGAGCACGUACCCCUCUGGAUGAACGGACGGGCAUCGACGUGCUGGGCAACAUCAUGGAACCGUCGGCACUGUCGGUGAACUCGCAAUACUAUGGAAACUACCAUGGUCAUAUGCACAAUCUCAUCGCGUUCAGUCAUGAUCCAGAGAACCGCUUCCUGGAGGGGUACGGUGUGGUGGGCGAGUUCCAGACGGCCAUGCGUGAUCCCACGUUCUACCGUCUGCACGCGCAGGUGGACAACAUGUUCCACCGUUACAAGCGCACGCUUCAACCGUACAACGCGAACCAACUGGGAUACACCGGAGUACAGAUCCAGUCACUCGGCGUUCAGCUGAACCGUGCCAACGCACCGGCCAACGUCCUGCUUACGUACUGGCAGCGUUCCAAAGUGGAUCUUUCUACAGGACUUGACUUUGGGCCGGAAGGAAACGUGUUCGCCUCGUUCACCCAUCUGCAGCACGCACCGUUUACCUAUCGGUUGACGGUGAACAACACCUCCGGAGCUGCCCGCCGUGGAACGUGCCGGAUCUUUAUCGCACCGAAGGUGGACGAACGCAACACUCCGCUCACGUUGGACGAACAGCGUCUGUUGAUGGUUGAGCUGGAUAAAUUCCAGGUGAACUUAACUCCCGGCUCCAACAAUCUGGUGCGUCGCUCGGAACAGUCAAGUGUGACCAUUCCAUACGAGCGCACGUUCCGCCCGGUUGCUCAGUCCAAUCUGAAUAUUCCGGAAACGGAAAUGUUCCGCUUCUGCAACUGCGGAUGGCCGCACCAUCUGCUCGUCCCGAAGGGAUCGGCUGAAGGCAUGAAGUUCGAUCUGUUCGCAAUGAUUUCCAACUUUGCGGACGAUAGGGUCGAACAGGUCGAUCAAAAUGUCAACUGCAACGACUCGCACUCGUUCUGUGGCCUCCGCGGACUGCCGUAUCCCGAUCGUCGCCAUAUGGGCUUCCCGUUCGAUCGUCGAAUCCCGACCGCAGUACGGUCAUUGACUGAUUUCACUCGGGCAAACACAAACAUGCGUACUACCGAGGUAACGGUUCGAUUCACCAAUACCGUGAUUCACCCUCGCGAGCCGCUGUUCCUGCCGAAGAACAACGGCACACUGUUCUACGACGUGCCGGAGAGUUUCCUGACCGCGCGCUAUCGCCCGAUUGGGCAGAAUUUGGCCAAUCGAUUCGGGCCAAACUCUUCGCUCGCUGACCAGGUGAGCCAUGAUACGGGCGUCGAGCCAACGGUGGUCCCUAUCCGUGAGCUGAAGCAGGUGCCCGAUCUCAAGUUUGCCCAGUGGAUCGAUCGGCGUGGUGGCUUUUCGCUGCUGAACGGCGAACAUCGGAAGACCGCGGCCAAGCUGAUGAAACUAUUUCUCAACCAACCGGACGCGGACACGCUGUUCGAUGUGGCGGCGUAUGCGCGCGACCGGCUGAAUGGACCCCUGUACCAGUAUGCGCUGGCGGUGGUCUUGCUUCACCGGCCGGAUACGAAGCACAUUGCCAUGCCGUCGAUUCUGCACCUCUUUCCGGACCAGUUCAUCGAUCCAUCCGCGCUGUCAGCGAUGGCGGAAGAAGGUUCGAUCGUGAUGGACGAAAAUCGGAUGGCAAUCGAAAUACCGAUGAACUUCACCGCAUCCAAUGACGACCCUGAACAACGGAUGGCGUACUUCCGCGAGGACAUCGGCUUGAAUAUGCACCACUGGCACUGGCAUCUGGUGUAUCCUUCGGCCGGCCCGGCCGAGAUCGUGCGCAAGGAUCGCCGUGGGGAGCUUUUCUACUACAUGCACAACCAGAUGCUCAAUCGUUACCAAACCGAUCGCUACGCGCAGGGUCUAGGGCGUCUGGAGUCACUGACAAGCUUCAGAAAUCCGAUCCGCGUUCCAUACUAUUCAAAGCUGCUGCGCAGCUCCAACAACCGUACGUUUCCGCCUCGUUACCCCAACAUGACGGUCAGUGACGUGGUGAGACCGAACGAUCGACUAAACGUUACCAUCACGAACAUGGAGUCUUGGAUCUCCCAAGUGAUGGCAGCAAUUGACGCCGGAACUGUCGUAGGAAGUGAUGGAGUAAGCGUACUAUUGGACAAUCCAACGGGUAUUGAAAUCCUGGUCAAUCUGGUCGAACGAUCGGCCCUCUCAAUCAAUCGCAACCUCUACGGAGACAUACACAACUCUGGCCACACACUGCUUGCCUACAUCCACGAUCCGCGCGGGACGUACCUGGAAAGCUACGGUGUCGUCGGAGGACUGGAAACGGCCGUGCGCGAUCCCGUAUUCUACAUGUGGCACAAGUUCGUUGACGAUCUGUUCCAGCGCCACAAGGCGCGGUUGACUCCGUACCGGGCGGCCGAACUGUCCAACUCUUUCAUCACUCUGCAAACACUGGAAACACAACUCGACAGUACGGGAGGCGCGAUCAACACGCUGGUCACGUUCUUGGAGCGUUCCCAGGUGGACCUCGGGGCAGGACUUGACUUUGGUCCGGGUGGAAACGCCAUUGUGACCUUCACCCAUCUUCAGCACGCCCCGUUCACGUUCCGACUGGUCCUCACCAACUCGGCCAUCGCAGGCCGGCGGGACACGGUUCGCUUGUUCCUGCUCCCGAGGGUGGACCAUCAGGGCCGUUCGCUGACGUUCGAAGAGCGUCGUCUGCUGGCGAUCGAGCUGGAUAGUUUCCAAGUGACCUUGCGGCCCGGUACGAACACCAUCGUCCGACGGUCGGACGCUUCCAACGUGACGAUUCCGUACGACCGAAUGUUUCAGAAUGUGGCGCCAACGACCGCGGGCAAUGUGCAGGCGCGAUUCUGUGGUUGCGGUUGGCCGGCACAUAUGCUACUGCCGAAGGGGAACGAGAACGGCGUCCAGUACGAUCUAUUCGCCAUGGUGUCCCGCUUCGAAGAUGAUAACGCGAACGUUACAUACGACGAAACCGUUGGAUGUGACGAUUCUUACUCGUUCUGUGGUUUGCGGGACCGCGUGUAUCCAAGCCGCCGUCCGAUGGGCUUCCCGUUCGACAGGAAAGUCUCGAGCACGGUGCAAUCCAUGGGUGAUUUUGUGGCACCGUAUCGGAAUAUGCGUCUGACUACGGUGACCCUAAGUCCCGAUGGGUAUAAAAACUGGAUGCAUUGGUCACCAUCUUCAUCAGUUGGACACGGUCCUUCGAACAAGCAAGCGAGUCUACUUCCGAGUGCAAGUGAGCAAAGUUCUCCAUUCUACGCCCAGUACACAACGAUGGCCGACAACAGGAAGCUUCUUGCCCUGCUUCAGCGCCCCCUGGAACCCACGUUCUACCCGAAGGACGAUGGCAAGACCGUGGUCGACCUGCCGGAGAACUUCCUCACCGACCGGUACCGCCCGAUCGGAGCCUCGCUGCAGAGCCGCUUUGGAAACGACGCCGAGACGCGCAUUCCGGUGCGCAGCGUCGCCCCACCAAGCAUCUCGUUCGCCGAGGCCGUGCCCCGUCGCGGAGGCUUCUCGCUGUUCAACCCGAAGCACCGUCAGAUCGCCGGCGAUCUCAUCAACCUGUACCUGAGCCAGCCCGAUGUUGACACGCUGAUGAGUGUGGCGGCGUACUCCCGCGAUCGGCUUAACCCGAUUCUAUUCCAGUACGCGCUGUCCGUCGCUAUCCAGCAUCGUCCGGAUACGAAUGAUCUGAACGUUCCCUCGUUCCUGGAGCUGUUCCCCGACUCGUUCGUCGAUCCAACCGUUUUCCCGAAGCUCCGUGAAGAGGGAUCGAUCGUUCAGGCUGAGAACCGGAUGGUUAUUGACAUCCCGCUCAACUAUACCGCAUCGGAUCGCGAGGAUGAGCAACGGUUGGCGUACUUCCGGGAGGACAUCGGUGUGAAUCUCCACCACUGGCACUGGCAUCUGGUGUACCCGGGUGAGGGUCCCGACCGUGUCGUCAACAAGGAUCGUCGUGGAGAGCUGUUCUACUACAUGCACCAGCAGCUGAUCGCUCGCUACAACGUGGAGCGUUUCUGCAACCGCCUCGCCCGUGUGCGCCCACUGACCAAUCUGCGUGAGCCUCUGGCCGAGGGAUACUUCCCCAAGAUUAUUCGUAGCUUGAACAACCGUGCUUUCCCACCGCGUCCGCAGAACACCGUCUUGAGGGAUAUCAACCGUGUCGAUGAUGGUGUCAACUUUACCAUCAGCGAUCUGGAGCGCGUUGAGGCCCGCAUUGCGGAGAGUAUUGAUGGUGGAUACGUUGUAGCUCCCGGUGGCAACCGCGUUCCACUCGACGAAAGGACCGGCAUCGACGUGCUGGGCAACAUCAUGGAACCGUCAGCACUGUCGGUGAACAGCACGUUCUACGGCAACUAUCACGGCAACUUGCACAACAUCAUCGCGUACAGCCACGAUCCGGACAACCGCUUCUUGGAGGGAUACGGUGUGGUGGGCGAGUUCCAGACGGCCAUGCGCGAUCCUACCUUUUACCGUCUGCACGCGCAGGUGGACAACAUGUUCCACCGUUACAAGCGUACCCUGCAGCCGUACAACGAGAACCAGCUCGGAUACAACGGCAUCCAGAUCCAGUCGGUCGGCGUUCAGCUGAACCGUGCCAACGCUCCGGCCAACGUGCUGCUCACCUACUGGCAGCGCACCCAGGUCGAUUUGGCCACCGGACUCGACUUCGGACCGCAAGGAAACGUGUUCGCCUCGUUCACCCAUCUGCAGCACGCACCGUUCACCUUCCGCCUGGCGGUGAACAACACCUCCGGAGCUGCCCGCCGUGGAACGUGCCGCAUCUUCAUCGGCCCGAAGGUGGACGAACGCAACACUACGUUGACGAUGGAGGAGCAGCGUCUGCUGAUGGUUGAGCUGGACAAAUUCAAUGUCAACUUGAACCCGGGUGUGAACAACAUCGUGCGCCGUUCGGAGCAAUCGAGCGUCACCAUUCCAUACGAGCGCACGUUCCGCAACGUGUCCGCGUCGAACAACAACGUUCCGGAGACGGAAAUGUUCCGCUUCUGCAACUGCGGCUGGCCGCAUCAUCUGCUGAUCCCGAAGGGUGCUCCGGAGGGCAUGCAGUUCGAUCUGUUCGCAAUGAUUUCCAACUACGCCGACGAUACGGUCAACCAGGAGUUCGAUGAGAACGUCAACUGCAAUGACUCGCACUCAUUCUGCGGUCUGCGCGAUCAGCUGUACCCGGAUCGCCGUCCGAUGGGCUAUCCGUUCGAUCGCCGUAUGCCGACCGCCGUCAGAACCCUGGGUGAUUUCCUGCGCCCCAACUCCAACAUGGCGAUGACUCAGGUGCAGGUUCGCUUCACCAACACCGUGAUUGCCAGAACUUAA
Messenger RNA from Anopheles coustani, 6267 nucleotides. RefSeq lists its product as uncharacterized. NCBI's taxonomy places the organism in Eukaryota, Metazoa, Arthropoda, Insecta, Diptera, Culicidae. The record is from RefSeq and is a predicted model, not a curated record. Gene Ontology annotation, molecular function: oxidoreductase activity. The transcript is spliced from 17 exons. Bases 1 to 6267 code for a protein of 2088 amino acids.